ACAAAAUUUGGACAAAUUAACGCAUUGUCACGGAUAAGUUGGCUGAAUUUAUCCGCGUUAGUGACCAGCAUUACAAUUGACAUACCCGUGGCACCAUAAAUAAAGAAGAAUAUGCACAAUCAACAUACAGUUACUGUCCACUAUUUGAAGAAGCAUACCGUUGUAAACAUGAAGGACCUGAUUGAUAGUACAGUCAAAUGGAAAUGGCUAACCUUUCUAUUUUCACUUUCCACAUUCAUCUUCAUGUUUUUGUGCGUUUCAAUAUGGAUAAUCAAAGAUCAAGAAAUUGAAACAUUUAGUGCUAAUGCUGGAACCUGCGCCGCUACAGAGUUAGAAGAGAGGGGAGAGACUGAUAGCGAAAAAAUGAAUAGAAUACACGGAAGUAUUCUGGAGACAUUAACAAGAGAGGAAAUUAAUUUAGUGGUUGACUAUCUUCACGACAAAAUGAAUCUAAAGCAUCCCAAAGAAGCAAAAAUUGAUCAAAGCUUCAUACAUGCCAUAGAAGUUCAUACUCCCAAAAAGAAGGAAGUGCUAGAUUUUUGGGAUAAUAACGGUCCUAAACCUAAGAGGGAGGCUAAAGUGUUCAUAAUGCAUGGAGACCUUAGUCCGCCAUUCAUAGGAGAAUAUAUAGUUGGUCCUUUACCGAAUAUAACUUACGCUGAAAUAAUAAACACGACUGCAAGGACAACGAAAGUCCCUUAUAUUUAUCGGCCAUUUUCCAGUUUUGAGUUUAUGGCGAUAUACAGGCACGUGAUAGCAAGAGUAGCGAGGGAGGCUCAUCAAGUGCUGGUAGAAAGUUAUAAUGCAACUCCUUUUAAUUGUGGUAAUCAGUGUUUGCGGUUUUCUAUGACACCAAUAUCCAGCGGUUAUCUUCCGGAAGGAACAAGGAAGUCAUGGUUCUGGUUUGCACAUAACGUUGAGUUCUACACGCUGCACCCGCUUGAUUUUCAGUUUUUGGUAGACAUGACCUCGCAAGACCCCAAGGAGUGGAGAAUUUUAGAUGUAUGGUAUGCAAAUCAGCUAUUUGAAUCAUUAUCUGUAUUUUUAAAGGCUUACACCUGUGAGCAAAUCAACAAGACAAGAAUUCCAUUCCCAACAGGAGAAGAGAGAACUUUUAGUUCAUUGGAAAUGCGCGAGAAUCAGUUUCCUGAAAAUGGAAGGCGACCGCCCCGCCAAUUUUACCCAGAUGGACCUCGAUUUGAAAUAAAUAAGAAUACAAUUAAAUAUUUGACUUGGGACUUUAAAUUUAAAAUGUCGACAACAAACGGACUGCAACUUUUUGACAUUAAAUUCGACUCGGAGAGAAUUAUAUACGAAUUAAGCAUGCAGGAAGUGACAGUCUUGUAUUCAGGUUUCAGCCCUACAAACCGGAUGUUGUAUUAUGCCGACAGCGCUGGGUUAUUUGGAACCCGUUCCAGAGGAUUAGUUCCGAGUGUAGAUUGUCCCGAGAAUGCACGGUUUAUUGACUCUUAUCUCUACUCUGCCAAUGAGGAUGGUCACCGAACGUAUGAAAAUGCUUUUUGCGUAUUUGAGCACAAUUCAAACUAUCCUUUGCGGCGUCAUAGAGCUUAUGGUCGGUCUGGGGCAUUUUACGGCGGUUUAGUUAACACAGUCCUCGUUGUUAGAACAAUUAUGAGUGUUAUAAAUUACGAUUACGUGUUUGACUAUAUGUUCUAUCAAAAUGGAAUGGUUGAGAUACGGGUAUUACUUACUGGUUACCUGGGAACUUCAUUUUAUGUUCCUCAAGAAGAGCCUUACGGCGCGCAUGUGCGAAAGACAGUCAUUGCAGGACUUCAUAACCAUCUUUUCAACUUCAAAGUUGACCUCGACAUAAAAGGGACAAAAAAUAUAUUUGAAACCCUUGAUAUUAAAAUGGAAAACAAAACGGAUCCGUGGUAUGGUCAUCAUCAUAUGCAGAAUGCAUACAGCAGAAAUAUCCGGCAAACUGAAAAAGAGGCAGCAUACAAAUAUAAUUUUUCAACUCCGAAAUACUUGUUAGUUUCUAAUAGACGGAAACAUACGCCUCAAAAUGUUAGACGCUCCUACAGAAUCAAACCGUCUGGAAUGUCAAAACUUCUCCUUCCUGAAAACUAUGGCUUCAGUCGCUCCAUAUCAUGGGCCCGUUACCAAGUGGCAAUCACCAAGCAGAAAGAUUGGGAAGAGUCUAGCAGUUCCAUUUUCACCAUGUGGGAUGCCAAACAACCUGUGGUCAAUUUCCAGUCGUACAUCGACGACAACGAUAGCAUUGUCGAUGAGGAUUUGGUAGCCUGGGUAACAUUAGGAACCCAACACUUGCCACAGACAGAAAAUCUUCCAAACACUCUCACGGCAGGUGGCGCUUUGUCUCUGUUUUUGAGUCCAUUUAAUUACUUUGACGAAGAUCCGUCAAUGAGAUCCAAGGACUCGGUACGAAUUACACCAAAGGACCCCAAACGUCCGACAGAGGGGGCUAACGUACAAAGACAUCACAGAUACUCUCAUCACUGCAGCCCGAUCCCUAAUUACCCCGAUGUUCAUAUAUCUAAAAAUAGUACCACGAUAUUUACAUAACGAACGCGAGAAACCUAAAAGAAAAGUGAUACUUGAAUGGCAGCAUUCCACAUAACUUUUAAAAUUUGUUAUUCACAGUUUCAUGAAAAUCCUCUGAGGCUAUAUGCCAAUAUGAAAAAUGUGAAUGUUAUAUUUCAUUGUUUUGUAGAUUGUUUUUGGUAAAGGUGUAGGAGGUAUACAUUUCAUUACAGAAGGUUGAGAACGAUCAUGAGUUAAGGUGUGUAGACAGAUGAUCGUUCUAAUAGUCAAUGUGUAAAUAGCAUAUGACUCAACUCCGGAACCGAUUUGAAAUUAUCCAAUAGCAGUAAUAUACACGCAAAAACCGUCCAUUUUAGUCAACCUUUGAGCCUUGUUACCAAUAUUUUCCCCUCAGCGAUUGCUUUCAGCAAAAAUGGCCAACUGCUUUAUGUCGAUACCACAAUUUGAAAUGUAUAUUGGUUAAUUUCUGUUUUGAACGAGAUGUUUUACCUGUUCGUAUGAAUGUAAGGGAGUGAGAGCGACAGUUUGUUCGAUAAUCUGUGAUCCUCGGACUAUAUU
Saccostrea cuccullata (small rock oyster) is the source of this 3087-nucleotide messenger RNA. Its product is annotated as putative amine oxidase [copper-containing]. Gene Ontology annotation, molecular function: copper ion binding; primary methylamine oxidase activity; quinone binding. Gene Ontology annotation, biological process: amine metabolic process. The transcript has 3 exons. Lineage: Eukaryota; Metazoa; Mollusca; Bivalvia; Ostreida; Ostreidae. Bases 112 to 2550 code for a protein of 812 amino acids. Gene Ontology annotation, cellular component: plasma membrane. The record is from RefSeq and is a predicted model, not a curated record.